Dendroctonus ponderosae (mountain pine beetle) is the source of this 4646-nucleotide messenger RNA. RefSeq names its product SET domain-containing protein SmydA-8. Gene Ontology annotation, molecular function: protein binding. The coding region runs from base 564 to 2165 and encodes 533 amino acids. Lineage: Eukaryota; Metazoa; Arthropoda; Insecta; Coleoptera; Curculionidae. The record is from RefSeq and is a predicted model, not a curated record. The transcript has 8 exons.
AGUUUAGAUACUAAACUAAGUAGUUAGAAAAGACGUAAAUUGCAAGGUCUUGGUUAAAUGUUCACUAUCUAGGAUAGAAUGUCACAAUUUCAGGAUCAGUCCUGGUAUCUCGCAUUUAAAUGACGCGCCCAGGUUAGUUUCUAUAGAAACCGCUUUGUUGACUGGGAGGAGACACGCAGCUAUUGGUUAAGCAGCGUGGGAAUCCGGAUUGUUGUGUUACGGGGUGCGAUUAAAAGUUUUCCACAAUGCACAUUUACAGAUAACAAAGUCAUUUUUAUGAUAAUUGAAUUAAAAACGAAAACUGCCAGUUACGCACUCAUUAGUCGUCAGGCGUUGAUAGCGAGCGACUCCAUGCAUUACCACAUGUAUCGCAAACAAUGACUAUUUUUAACUCCAGUUAAUUUAGGUCCAGGAAACACACCAGUUACAUGUAGGCCACCGUUCGAAAACCUGCCUGGCCUCUAACUCUAUAGAAAACGCUCACAUAGAUAAAACACUCAGCGCAAUUAAGUGAUUGUUUAUAACAACAGUGUGCGGUUUUAAUCAAUUUUGGCUAAUUAAAAAUGUCCGACGAAAACCGAUGCCAAGUUUGCCAAAGUGCAGCUUCGCAGAAGUGCUCUGGAUGCCACACAGUCUUCUACUGUUCUCGAGAGCAUCAAAGGGCCGACUGGAAGAAACACAAGAAGAUGUGCAAACCGUAUAAGAUUUGCCACGACGAAGCCUUGGGACGUUUCCUCAUAGCAACGAAAGACAUCAGCGUAGGCGACAUUGUACUCCAAGAGCCUCCUCUGAUCCGGGGGCCCUCACAAGUGACAAUGCCAGUUUGCUUGGGCUGCGGCAAUGCGAUGGAUGAGAAAAACUUCAAACCUUGCGCCAAAUGCGGCUGGCCAGUGUGCAGCUCAACUUGCGAAAAGUCCCCAAAUCAUAUUCCCGAAUGCCAGUACACUUCAUCCAGAGGCUCCAAGAUUACAAUUUCGACGUUCGGAUCGAUUCAUCCAUCGUAUCAAUGCGUCACGGUGUUGAGGUGCUUGUAUCAGAAGCAGUUUCUAUCCGAGACGUGGAAGAAGAUUGAUUUGCUCCAGUCGCACUGUGCAGAGAGGAAAUUGACGUCCAAGUACGAGAAGGAUCGUGUGUCGAUAGCGCAGUUUAUUUUGAACUUUUUCAAAUUGAGGCAAGUUUUCACGGAGGAGGAGAUAUUGAGGGUGUGCGGCAUACUGAUGGUAAACGGACAUGAGGUACCUUUAACGAACCCGCCACAUGUGGCCAUAUACGAGGUCGCCUCCAUGUUGGAACAUAAAUGCAAUGCAAACUGCAAUCGGACUUUCACCAGUCAGGGAGCAGUUCUGGUCAAAGCUGGAACAGCGAUCAAAAAAGGUGACCAUUUGAGCAUUUGCUACACCGACCCGCUAUGGGGCACGUUGAACCGAAGACAUCACUUGUAUGAAUCCAAGUUCUUCUGGUGUUUGUGCGAACGAUGUGCGGAUCCUACGGAGUUUGGCACCUAUUUCAGUGCGAUUCGAUGCCAAAAACCGAACUGUUCUGGUUACAUCCUGCCCUCCUCGUUUCUCGACCAAUCCGCCAACGGAAAACUGCCCAAUUGGACGUGCAACAAAUGCGAAUCCUCCUGCAAUUCGUACCACGCCCAGGAGAUUCUGGACCGGAUCGGGCAGGAUCUUCACGAGAUGGAAAAGGGGACCACAAAGGCGGCAAAGGACUUUAUUAAAACCUACGAAAAGUAUCUGCACAGCAACCACUACUAUUUGGUUGAUGUGAAAUUGGCUCUGAGUCAAUUGAUGGGUCACGAGGAUGCGUUUGGCCUGCCGGCCGUUGGAGAUGACGAUCUACAGUACAAGGCGCGCUUGUGUCAAGCGAUCGCUAAUUUGGUUAAAACUUUAGCACCUGGUGAAUCGCGACUUCGAGGUCUCCUACUAUUUGAACUACAUGCUACUGUAGCCGAGCUAGGGAGACGGAAUGCUGACCCUCAACAGCUUCCUGCAGUGCUGCAAGAAUCGAAGAAACUGUUGCAGGAAUCCUGCGACCUGCUGAGGCACGAGCCCGAUUGUCUGCCUGAAGGCAAGCUCUACAUUCAAGCGCAGAAGAACUUGAAGGAAAUCGACGUGGUCCUCAUGGCCUUGCAUCGCAGCAUCGGAGACGCUCCUCUAUAGGAGAAAUAAGAAAUAAUAUAAUAAUAAUAAAAAAUUAACUUUUUUCGAUAACCAUUUUGCAGUUUAAAAUUUAAUGUGAAUAAAAGCUCGAUUUCAUGUGACUAAGACGUAAGACACCCACUCAGCAUACAGGGUGUGUGCAUACUAAAUGUGACUCACAAAAUUGAUGGUGUCCGUCAAUUGCGCUUGCUUACUUAAAAAUUCGGUUCGCCCAAACUAACGCACACAGAAAGUUGAGUCUGUUACCAACUUUAGUGGACAUUUGAUCCGAUAGACGUGGAAAGUUUCAAAAAAAUCCAUUUGAAAACUGAUUUUUGCCGGCUUUGUUAAUGUGACUCACAAAAUUGAGAGUGUCCGUCAAUUGCGCUCGCUUACUUAAAAAUUCGAGUCUCCCAAACUGACGCACACAGAAAGUUGAGUCUGUUUCCAACUUUAGUGGACAUUUCAUCCGAUUGUUGUGGAAAGUUUCAGCAAGAUCCAACCGGAACCUGAUUUUUGCCGGCUUUCUAAAUGUGACUCACAAAAUUGAUAAUGUCCGUCAAUUGCGCUCGCAGACUUAAAAAUUCGCGUCUCCCAAACUAAAGCACACAGAAAGUUAAGUCUGUUACCAACUUUAGUGGACAUUUCGUCCGAUUGUUGUGGAAAGUUUCAGCAAAAUCCAUCCGAAACCUGAUUUUUGCCGGCUUUCUAAAUGUGACUCACAAAAUUGAUGGUGUACGUCAAUUGCGCUCGCUUACUUAAAAAUCCGCGUCUCCCAAACUAAAGCACACAGAAAGUUGAGUCUGUUACCAACUUUAGUGGACAUUUCAUCCGAUUGUUGUGGAAGGUUUCAGCAAGAUCCAUCCGGAACUUGAUUUUUGCCGGCUUUCUAAAUGUGAUUUACAAAAUUGAUAGUGUCCGUCAAUUGCGCUCGCUUACUUAAAAAUUCGGUUCUCCCUAACUCAAGCACGCAGGAAGUUGAGUCUGUUACCAACUUUAGUGGACAUUUCAUCCGAUUGUUGUGGAAAGUUUCAGCAAAAUCCAUCCGAAACUUGAUUUUUGCCGGCUUUCCAAAUGUGACUCACAAAAUUGAUGGUGUCCGCCAAUUGCGCUCUCUUACUUAAAAAUUUGCGACUCCCAAACUAAAGCACGCAGAAAGUUGAGUCUGUCACCAACUUUAGUGAACAUUUCAUCCGAUUGAUGUGGAGAGUUUCAGAAAAAUCCAUCCGGAACCUGAUUUUUGCCAGCUUUCUAAAUGUGGCUCACAAAAUUGAUGGUGUCCGCCAAUUGCGCUCGCUUACUUAAAAAUUCGCGUCUCCCAAACUAAAGCACGCAGAAAGUUGAAUCUGUUAUCACCUUUAGUAGAUAUUUGAUCCGAUUGAUGUGGAAAGUUUCAGAAAAAUCCAUCCGGAACCUGAUUUUUUCCGGCUUUCUAAAUGUGACUCACAAAAUUGAUGGAGUCCGCCAAUUGCGCUCGCUUAUUUGAAAAUUCGCGCCUCCCAAACUAAAGCACGCAGAAAGUUGAAUCUGUUAUCAACUUUAGUGGAUAUUUGAUCCGAUUGAUGUGGAAAGUUUCAGAAACAUCCAUCCGGAACCUGAUUUUUGCCAGCUUUCCAAAUGUGACAAAAUUGAUGGUGUCCGUCAAUUGCGCUCGCUUACUUAAAAAUUCGCGUCUCCCAAACUAAAGCACACAGAAAGUUGAGUGGAUAAACCAACUUUAGUGGACAUUUGAUCCGAUAGACGUGGAAAGUUUCAGAAAAAUCCACCCGGAACCUGAUUUUUGCCGGCUUUCUAAAUGUGACUUACAAAAUUGAUGGUGUCCGUCAAUUGUGCUCGCUUACUUAAAAAUUCGGUUCUCCCUAACUCAAGCACGCAGGAAGUUGAGUCUGUUAUCAACUUUAGUGGACAUUUCAUCUGAUCGAUGGGAAAAAUUUCAGAAAAAUCCAUCCGAAACUUGAUUUUUGCCGGCUUUCUAAAUGUGACUCACAAAAUUGAUGGAGUCCGCCAAUUGCGCUCGCUUACUUAAGAAUUCGCGUCUCCCAAACUAAAGCGCGCAGAAAGUUGAGUCUGUUACCAACUUUAGUGGACAUUUGAUGCGAUAGACGUGGAAAGUUUCAGGAAAAUCCAUCGGGAACCUGAUUUUUGCCGGCUUCGUUAAUGUGACUCACAAAAUCGAUAGCCAGUCAAUUGCGUCGCCUCACUUAAACAUUCGCAUCUCCCACACUAGUCAUACAGGCAUUUGGAUAAGCCAUUGCAUUGCCAGAAUAAGUAGGUUCGAGACAACUUCUGGUAUAACCGGAGUCCCAUAAUGUCGCUGUUAUUUCAUCUGAAAGGAGCGUCUCCGAAAAUCCCAUUAUCCAAAUUUGCGGCCUUCAAAUAGCAUUAGGUCCCGAAAUAUUCUAAUGAACGCUGACCGUGAGCCACCCUGUAUAUUUACCUUUAAAAUAGGACACUUUUGUUACCAGGGAAUUAUUUUUUAAAAUAAAGUACUUUGGAGACUGA